Habropoda laboriosa is the source of this 1503-nucleotide messenger RNA. RefSeq lists its product as uncharacterized. The record is from RefSeq and is a predicted model, not a curated record. The transcript is spliced from 4 exons. Bases 1 to 1503 code for a protein of 500 amino acids. NCBI's taxonomy places the organism in Eukaryota, Metazoa, Arthropoda, Insecta, Hymenoptera, Apidae. Gene Ontology annotation, cellular component: plasma membrane. Gene Ontology annotation, molecular function: zinc ion binding; nucleic acid binding.
AUGCCCUGCGUGGAUUACUGCGUUCGGGUGGACCUGAGGACGGUGUCCUUCGACGUUCCACCGCAGGAAGUGCUCACCAAGGAUUCCGUGACGGUGAGCGUAGACGCGGUCGUCUAUUAUCGUAUAAAGGAGCCGCUGAAUGCCGUUGUCAAGAUAGCCAAUUACAGAAGCGAUCCAGCUCCUGCUUUCAUAAUUCCAAUGUACCCAACUACUCAAUUACCUGAUAUUAUUAUGACUUGGAACGGCUGCUUCUUACGAUCAAAAACUUUAGAGCUUGAAAUGUUCAUGCUCACUAAUAAUAUCAUAAUUGCAACAAUCCAAGAAACAUGGUUGUCUCCAAAAACCGAUGUUACUCUUAGUGGUUACCAUAUUGAGAGGCGGAGGGAGGAAGGGGAGUCUUCGGAUUCGGAGCAUAGAACGAGCAGACGAGACUCCAAAGAGUCGACUUCGGCGACCUCCAAGUUGCCGAAGAAAGGACAAAGGAUUGCCGGGAGCGAGGCUGCAGGGCAGCCCAGCAAACCGGGCAACCCAAGAGAAUCAUUGGAAUCAUUGAAAGUCCACAGGAAGGAAUUGGAGGCCUUCCUGAUGGAUGAAGCCAAUAAUAUCGAGUUGAGCAGUGAUGUCCGCUCUCGAAGAGAAAGUGAACUUGUUCACAAGCGUGAGACCAGUUCACACAGAGACAAACAAGAGCUACGCCGCAAUGCCCCUUUAGCACCAAAGACCCCAAAAAGGGAAUGUAAGAAAUCGCAGGUUGUGAUUAUCAAGCCUGCGAUUUCCGAUUCAAAGGACACUAGCGAGAGUGUCAAAGAGAAAAUCUUUGAGGUUCUCAAGGAGAACAAGAAGGACCUGCGCAUAAAGCAGGUCCGAAAGAUAAGAAACAAUGGCGUCCUCAUUGAAGCAGGCGGUGAGGACGACCUCAAGAUUAUAAAAGAGGCCAAGUUCGCCAAGCUUGGUCUCAAGUGCGAGGCACCCAAGAUGCUGAAUCCGUGCGUAAUUAUUUACGACGUGGAUCAGCAAAUGAAGGAGGAUGAAAUAAGACAGGAAAUAUGGGGUAAGAACCUCAAAGACUCUGCUCUCGCUAGGGAAGUGUACGAUACCUUGUUACACUUCCGGUUCAGUACCAAAAACAAAACGCCAGGACUAGUGAACUGGGUAAUUGAAUUACCCGUCGCAGUCCUGAAAGAACUGGAAAAACGCAAGAAGCUUUACAUCGGGUGGCAGGUCCACUCGGUGAAAGAAUUCAUGAAUGUCUCGAGAUGCUUCAAGUGUCUCGGGUUUGGCCACUCCACCAAGAAGUGCGAAGUGACGCAGCAAGUCUGCGAGCACUGCGCACAAGCGGGGCACCUCAGGCAGGAUUGCCCCGCCUCGAAAGCUGCGCCCAAGUGCAUAUGUUGCACGCGGGCCAAACGCAGGAGCACAGACCACAGUGCUCGGGACAGGAACUGCCCCGAGUACCUGCGUCAGGUCGAGAUCCUGCGUAGCAAGAUUACAUAUGCCAUCUAA